Nerophis ophidion (straightnose pipefish) is the source of this 4640-nucleotide messenger RNA. RefSeq names its product suppressor of cytokine signaling 4 (gene socs4). The transcript has 2 exons. Gene Ontology annotation, cellular component: phosphatidylinositol 3-kinase complex. Gene Ontology annotation, molecular function: 1-phosphatidylinositol-3-kinase regulator activity. The record is from RefSeq and is a predicted model, not a curated record. Bases 153 to 1325 code for a protein of 390 amino acids. Gene Ontology annotation, biological process: phosphatidylinositol phosphate biosynthetic process; intracellular signal transduction. NCBI's taxonomy places the organism in Eukaryota, Metazoa, Chordata, Actinopteri, Syngnathiformes, Syngnathidae.
CCAGUGGGCUGCCAGCGGACACGCAACAUCCUGUCGUCUGUUCCAAGUAGAGAGGCUGCAAGCUGCUCACACGUGCAGGCUACUGGCAGAUGUCUAACAUGGAUCCUGAGGAGCUGUGUUUCUCUUUGUAAGAAAAAGGAGAAAGAGCUGCUAUGUCCGAGAAGAAGCCCCAAGGUUCAGACGCUCGCCCCAAGUGUGGCCUGCGCAGUUGGAGUGCUGACAGUUACGUUUGGCGAGGAAAGAAGCGCUCAAGAAGUUCCCGCAAAGCAUCCAGCGUAGGCGGGUGUGACACAGAGGGAUCCGAGGAACUUGGGUUGCGGUCCACUUCCUGUCCAAGGAAGCGCAGAGAGAGAAAGUGCAGCUGCAGCACUGCGGGAGAAGACAUUGACGUGGUUUGUCGAAAGUCCUUGUCCAGGCGCUCCUUGCGGCAGAAAUUCCAGGAUGCGGUUGGACAGUGUUUACCUCUGCGGUCCCAUAACCAUCAUCAUCAUCAUCAUCAUCAUCAUCAUCAUCAUCAUCAUGCACAGGCAGCCUCGCGGCCUUUCUCCGUGCUAUUCUGGUCCAAACGUAAGAUUCAUGUCUCUGAGCUCAUGCAGGACAAGUGUCCUUUCUCGCCCAAAUCUGAACUGGCCCGCUGUUGGCACCUUUUUAAAAACCACGCCGCCCAUCCAAGCGCCCUCGAGGACCUGGAGGCUCACCUCAAACUGGGUGUCCCCUCCUCAUCCGCACAGACACUCUCCUGGGAGGAUGUCUGCUGCUCCCCUCACGAACCCGGAAGCAGCGCUCAAGAGGCCUGGGACCUCGCUUGUCCGCUCGACGGCGCAGAGGACGUCCGCAGCCCCGUCCUGGUUCCGGAUCUCUUGCAGAUCAACAACAGCUCCUGCUACUGGGGGGUGUUGAACCGCUUCGAGGCCGAGGAACUGCUGGAGGGUCAACCGGAGGGGACCUUCCUGCUCCGGGACUCCGCCCAGGACGAGUUCCUCUUUUCGGUCAGCUUUCGGCGGUACAGCCGCUCUCUGCACGCUCGCAUCGAGCAGAACGGCAAGCGUUUCAGCUUCGACGUGCACGACCCGUGCAUGUACCGGGACGCCAGUGUCACGGGGUUGCUGAGGCACUACAGCGACCCUGCUACUUGUCUCUUCUUCGAGCCCCUGCUCUCCAUGCCACUACCCAGGACCUUUCCUUUCUCCCUGCAGCACCUGUGCAGGGCGGUGGUCUGCAGCCGCACCACCUACCAGGGUAUAGAGAGCCUGCCACUUCCCCCUCAGCUAAGGGACUACCUUCGACAAUAUCACAUCAAGUGUCAAGAGGCCUGUGCGGUGUGACGUAAUCUAACGUGGGAGAGUAUGCUUUACAUACAAGGAAUGAUGUUGUAUUAAUGGCAAUAGAUGGAUAAACAGGUUCAUUACCGUAUUUUUUGGAUUAUAAGUCGCUCCGGCAGAAAAUGCAUAAUAAAGAAAGAAAAAAAACAUAUAUACGUCGCACUGGAGUAUAAGUCGCAUUUUCGGGGGAAAUUUAUUUGAUAAAAUCCAACACCAAGAAUAGACAUUUGAAAGGCAACUUAAAAUAAAUAUAGAAUAGUGAACAACAGGCUGAUUAAGUGUACGUUAAAUGGUAAAUGGGUUGUACUUGUAUAGCGCUUUUCUACCCCUUUUUAAGGAGCUGUCACGCCAAAUUUCUUCCCCCUACAAAAACUUUCCCCCCGGAAGAUAUUUGGCGUUCAUGCUUGAAGGACCCCAAUGAGGGUGGAAGGACCUUAAAGCAGCCCACACAGCUGCCUGUUUUAAAAGCAUUAUAAUUGGCUUGAUUGUCAUUGGUGAAAAAUAACGGUGAGGAAAAAAUAUUAGCAUUCCAGCAUGCUAACCUUUCAAUCUAUUUUUGCUUCGCUAAUUUUGCAGCUGUAACCCUUAAGAGUCAUAUAACUUGGUAUUGUUCCGCUCUCAUUGGGGUCUUUCAGGCAUUGGAGGAGCUUCCGGGGGGAAGGUUUUUGUAGGGGGAAGAAAUUUGGCGUGACGGAGCCCAAAGCGCUUUGACAAUAUUUCCACAUUCGCCCGUUCACACACACACUGAUGGCGGGAGCUGCCAUGCAAGGCGCUCAUCCGGGCCCAUCAAGAGCAAGGGUGAAGUGUCUUGCCCAAGGACACAACGGACGUGACCAGGAUGAUAGAAGGUGGGCUUGAACCAGUAACCCUAUGUUUGCUGGCACAGCCAUUCUACCAACUUCGCCUCGCCGUCCGCAUAAAUAACCAACUGAGAAGGUGCCUGGUAUGUUAACGUAACAUAUUAUGGUAAGAGUCAUUCAAAUAACUAUAACAUAUAGAACAUGCUAUACCAGGGGUAGGGAACCUAUGGCUCGCGAGCCAGAUGUGGCUCUUUUGAUGACUGCAUCUGGCUCUCGGAUAAAUCUUAGCUGACAUUGCUUAACACGAUAAGUAAUGAAUAAUUCCACUUGUAAUCACAGUGUUAAAAAUAAUGUUCAAAAUAUAAAACAUUCACAUGCAUUUUUAAUCCAUCCAUCUGUUUUCUACCGCACCCAUUCAAGAAUUUGCGUUAAUGGUAAGAAGUUAUUUGUUUAUUCUUGGUUAGUAUGGGGCUUGCCCUCGAGGGGUUUGUCAGACCACCAAGGACCAACAUGAGAGCCUGUUUCAGGGUUACAACAUUGUUUUAUUUUUCAAUAAGUCUCUCAGUUGCUUUCCAGCAAUUGUAUUUUUCUCUUUCGUUUUCGCUCACGCUCUGGCUCCAGCCCCAACCCCGUCUCUCCUCCUGGCUGCUGCUUAUAACAGAGCGACAGGUGAUUAGAUAACAAGGCCCAGGUGGGCCAUCCACGCACCUGUCGCUGAUUUUGAGGCCGGUCCUGGCACACCCCAGUUCGCUGCAGGCCAGCAGGCCGCGCCCCCUCCACAGUUAGCUCGAGAAUAACAAUGUUAUUACAAAGAAUAAGAGACCUAUAAUACUCUAUAAAUGUUGGUCUUAACAAUGCACGCGUUUAGUUUUGUUCAGUGUAAAAAAAAAUAUUAUAUGGCUCUUACGGAAAUACAUUUUAAAAUAUUUGGCUUUUUGGCUCUCUCAGCCAAAAAGAUUCCCGACCCCUGUGCUAUACGUUCACCAAAUCUUGAAAUCUUUUUCCUCGAUGUCGCUUCUAAACAACUCUGCCAACUCCAAAGGUAUGCGCCGCUUCCGCUUGUCGUUUUCUGCUGCAUAUUUCACUACGUCCAGCUUCAGUGGCGUAGUGGUUAGAGUGUCCGCCCUGAGAUCGGUAGGUUGUGGGUUCAAACCCCGGCCGAGUCAUACCAAAGACUAUAAAAAAAAUGGGACCCAUUACCUCACUGCUUGGCACUCAGCAUCAAGGGUUGGAAUUGGGGGUUAAAUCGCCAUAAAUGAUUCCCAGGCGCGGCACCGCUGCUGCCCACUGCUCCCCUGCACAUCUAGUGUGUGUGUGACAAUCAUUGGUACUUUAACUUUGUAAUCUGUUUUACAUGAUUUCCUUUUCAGUGCCAUUUUUGUUCAGCCCUUCUCAGUUUUUAUAAGUUACCGCCAACGAUGAAAUGAUCCAUUUUAAUAGCUACAGCAGUAGCAUAUAGCAUAUAGCAGUUAGCAUUCCAUGACCCACAAUGCACUUCUGCCAUGACCCUCCAAUUCUUAUUGGUUGACGUGUGUGUGACGAAUACUGACAUUUUCUUCGUCUCUUCCGCGAAUGAGAGAAAAAAUAUUGUUUGAUAUUUUACGGUAAUGUGUUAAUAAUUAGACACAUAAGUUGCUCCGGAGUAUAUGUCGCACCCCCGGCCAAACUAUGAAAAAAACUGCGAUUUAUAGUCCGAAAAAUACGGUGUCGGCAACCUUCAGCAUACAAAGAGCCAAUUAAGUCCAUUUCCUCCUAAACUAAAACCCACCAACAGCCGCGAAUUCUGUCCGAUUCCUAAAACGACGAAAAAACUACUUAUAAUUUCGUUCCACUUAUGCCAGGGUUAGUGAAACUAUGGACCUCGAGCCAGAUGUGGCUCUUUUGAUGACUGCAUCUGGCUCUCGGAAAAAUUAUAGCUCACAUUGCUUAACACGAUAAGUAAUUAAAAAUUCAGAUGGUAAUCACAGUGUAAAAAAUAACGUUCAAAAUAUAAAACAUUCUCAUGCUUUUUAACCCGUCCAACCGUUUCUACCGCAUCUGUUCAAGAAGCCGCAUUAAUGGUAAGAAGUAUUUUAUUUAUUAUUGGUUAGCUUCAGAAUAACUCUUAUUUAAAACCCUAAGAGCCUUGUUAUACUCUAAAAAUGUUGGUCUUACAUAAAAAUGCACACAUUUAGUUGUAUUCAGUGUAAAAAAAAUAUUACUUGCCUCUCACGGAAUUGCAUUUUAAAAUAUUUGGCUUUCAUGGCUCUCUCAGCCAAAAAGGUUCCCGACCCCUGAUUUAUGCUAUUGAAUUUAUUAAAUCAAACGCUUGACAAACACGACUCACGUUUUUAUUUCUGCGUACAACGAAGAAAAUCACCAAAUUAUUUUGAACACCAGAAAAAAAUACACUUAUCCUGUCAAAACGUGGACUUUGAGGCAGUUUACUACGUGGAUUGUUUUCCCGAGAUGCAAAAGCAUUGGACCGGACAUGGCGUGAAGGUUCAUCCAUCCAUCCAUAUUCUUCUGCUUAGCCGAG